AUGCAGCUUAGACCGGCUCCUGGAAAGGAGGUUCCGAUUUGUCAGGGCGGCUGUAUCAACGGAAUAUGCGAAGAAGUCUGCCAUUACGGCCGUUGCGUUAAAAAGUGCAAGUGCGACCAAGGUUGGGAAGGACUCAGAUGCAAUGUGGAUUCGAACGAUUGCGACCGUCUACCUGUCAGCCCCUUUGACCGCCCUUGCGAACACAGAUGCGUGAAUUUGGAAGGAUACAGAAGAUGUCUUUGCGAAGAGGGUUACGAUUUGGCUGCCGACCAGAGCAGCUGUGUCAGGACAAAGAGUCUUUGUGAGCUAAAGAAAUGCGAAAUGGAUUGCGAAGAAAAGAAUGGGGUGGCUUUUUGUCUUUGUCCAAAGCCGGGCUUUAUUCUUGGACAUGACGGAAAAACCUGCGUCGACGAAAACGAAUGCUUGACCCAAGGAAUCGGAAUUUGUCGAAGCAGCGAGGUCUGCCACAAUGUCUACGGAAGCUACAGAUGCGAUUGCGCCAAGGGCUACGCUCGACCUGGCGGCUCUCAUCUUUGCGAGGACAUUGACGAGUGCAAGCUUGGACUCCACGAUUGCGCAGAGGAUCAAAUUUGUCAAAACUUUCCCGGGUACUUCCAAUGCAUUUUCAACGAAGAAGAUUCUGAUGCAGAAAAGCCCGAACUUGUUCCGUACAACUUUGAUGAGGGCAGAACCAAUUUGAGACACGCAGUUCCGAUUGCAGAAGAAAGAGAUGAACUUGUCGGCCAGUCUUCAUAUGAAGAUUACGUCGAAUCCGACUACGAUGCAUCUUACGUUUACAAUCAAAAAUAA
Messenger RNA from Oikopleura dioica, 810 nucleotides. NCBI's taxonomy places the organism in Eukaryota, Metazoa, Chordata, Appendicularia, Copelata, Oikopleuridae. The record is from the annotation of a GenBank genome assembly.